AGCUGGUCUGGGCAGGACGGGCAGUCUGAUUGGCUGUUACCUGAUGAAGCAUUACCGCUUCACAGCAUCUGAGGCCAUCGCCUGGAUCCGGGUUUGCAGACCGGGCUCUGUGAUUGGACCUCAGCAGAACUUCCUGGAAGAGAAGCAAGCAUCAAUGUGGUUGCUAGGUGACAGCCAGCGUUCCCAGAAGGCUAAACUGGAGGAGAGGGCGACGUCUCGCCUCAUCAGCAGCAUGGACGACCUCUCCCUGAACCCCCCCCACAGCAACCUGCACGAGAGCGAGACGGUGGACGUGGGUCCGGGUCUGACUCAGGGAGACAAACUGAGAGCCUUAAAGAACCGCCGGUCCCCCCGACCCGCCACCGCCGGGGCCCUCAGGGUGGAAGAGAUGAAGAUCCACAGCAGGUCGGCCUCGCAGCCUCUCAGAUUGUCGAUGGGCGGUGGUCAGGGACCUGCUUCCCCCCUCAAGUCCUCCAAGUUCCCAUCAUCCUCUACUUCUGCCGCCGCCAAGAGGAUCGGGAGAAGUUCGUCGACUACGGUGUCCAACAUCAGGAGCUCUCGGUUGGCCUCCUCUCUCAGCGAUCUUUACUCCGACCUGGAUGACUCCUCCUCCCCUUCCUCCCCCUCUGGGUCUCUCGGCCCCUCCCCCUCCCACAUGGCCCCUCCUCCCUCUCUGGGUCGCUAUGGUAACGGGGUUCGCGGUGCACAUCUCGAGGUGAACAACAACAGCGUUGAAGGCCGGCCUCAGGACCCCUACAGGGUCUCCCACGGCGCUCUGCAGGGGCCGGCAGGACGCUACCUGAGCCGCUCCAUACCUUCUCUUCAGUCUGACUACAUCCAGUACUAAAACGACACGUCUCACCUGAGGACUCAUUACCCACAACCCCCUCUGUGUGGGGCACGCUCAAAGGGAAGCUAAUAAAGCAGCUCAGAGACUGAAGAGACUCAACAGCAGCUGUGAUCACUGUACGCUAAUGAGUAGCAUGCUAAUAAGGGGCACGCUAAGUAGCGGUAUGUAAAUGAGCAAUAUGCUAACUAGCGACAUGCUAAUGGGUGUCUGUAAAUAUGAUGUAAUCUACACGCGUGUUUUUGGCUGAAGAAGAUAUAUUUAGAUAAGACAGAUUUUAUAUUUCUUAUUUGUGACAGAAGAAGAUAUUUUUGUUUCUUUUGAUAAAGCGAAGGAUCAGCUGACGGCGACCCUCCGUCGCCAUAGUUACAGUGUUUACUUCCUGCCUCUACAGCAAUAAUAACAAUAAUAACAAUAACGGUAGAAGAACAAUAAGGGACCCAAAAGCUGACCGUAAGUAACCUAACUCAGGAAAACAGAGUGUGUGUGUGUGUGUGUGUGUGUGUGUGUGUGUGUGUGUGUGUGUGUGUGUGUCUCUCAGUGUGUGUGUGUCUCUCAGUGUGUGUGUCUCAGUGUGUGUGUCUCAGUGUGUGUGUCUCAGUGUGUGUGUCUCAGUGUGUGUGUCUCAGCCUUAAGAAGCUUCUGAUUUUUUGAUUUUGAAACGAACAGCAGAAACUAAAUGAAUUCACUUGAGAAAAAUGCGUGUUCCUCACUUGGAACUUGGUCAGACGAUGCCUUCAGGCUCCGCGAUGCCUUCAGGCUCCUCCGUGAUGCCUUCAGGCUCCGCGAUGCCUUCAGGCUCCGCACUGACUCCUUCGCUUCUUUUAGAUUUUUAAGGUAUCUCCUUAAAUCAGUAUUACAGAACAAAGAUUUAUAUUUUUCUCAAGUGAAUGUAUUCCCCUUCUGAAGACAUCUGAGGGUUUUCAAUAUUUCUGUUGGUUUUGUUUUAUUCUUUAUUUUAUUAUAAUUUUUUGUUUUAUUUUCAAUUGUUUUGUUUUAUUUUAUUUUCCAUCCUCUAGUUAAGGUUUAGUCCCCGGUUCAAACAGCUGAUCGAUCAGUUAAUGAAACCUGAAGCUCAGUUCAGGUCAACAACAAGACAGACACAGGACCGAGAAAAUAUAUACAAUUAAAGGUCCCACGUCAUGCUUCUCUGGUUCUGACCCGUCCCCUCGUGUGUUAUGAAGGUUGUUCCAACAAGCCGUGUAGGACAGAGAGUGAAUACACAGACUAUACAGAGAUGCUGUGAGAAACCAAUGAGAGUUUGGAACAUUGAACAAUGUAAAUCUAUUCUAGUCGACCUCAACUAUGGAACUAUGAUCAGUAGAAAUGGCCAUGGGACCUUUAAUAUUAUAAUUUAUAUUCACUGCAAACUGAAGACACGUAUUUAAAACUUUUAACUUUUUAAUUUCCUAAAAAUAAUGAUUUAAUGAUUGAAUGAAGAGAGCGUCCCUUAUUGAGGACGAUGAAGCAAACAAUCGAGAUAUAAUAAAACAAGAUGAAAAAGCUAUGAUUUGAACAUGAAUUUAAAAAUGUUUUUAUUUGAAGUAUUUUUUUCUUAAGAGUUCCAUUAAUGAACUAAUAAUAACAUUUUACACUUUUAAAUGUCUUGACAAAUAAAUAACAAAUAUCAUUAAUGUUCGUUUUUUUUACUUAAACACUUGAAAUGUGCAAUAACUGAUAAAUAAUAUAACUAUGAAUCAGUAUGAGCAGGUUAACGUAAAAAAACUGAUUUUUAUAAACAUUAUUUUGUUUUGUUUUUGAUCAUGUGACGCCGGCUCAUUCAGAAAUAUUUGAAUCCUUGGUUGUGUUUCUGUCAGCUGAUUGGCUGUCCCAUCACCAGCUGACUGCUCUGAGGGCUCUGAUUGGCUGAGAGGUGGAUGUUGAAUGUGUGUUUGUUCAGAUGGAGGUCAGGAAAUAUUUUCAUAUAUCACAUAAUUCAAGACAUUCAGGAGGAAUGAGAUGUGCGUUUCUUUAAAGGGAAGUGUGUGUGUGUGUGUGUGUGUGUGUGUGUGUGUGUGUGUGUGUGUUUCUUUAAAGGGAAGUGUGUGUGUGUGUUUCUUUAAAGGGAAGUGUGUGU
Molecule: messenger RNA, 2924 nt
Organism: Gymnodraco acuticeps
Lineage: Eukaryota; Metazoa; Chordata; Actinopteri; Perciformes; Bathydraconidae
Product: dual specificity protein phosphatase CDC14AB-like
Exons: 7
Coding region: 44-847 (267 amino acids)
Biological process (GO): cilium assembly; regulation of exit from mitosis; positive regulation of cytokinesis
Cellular component (GO): centrosome; kinociliary basal body; nucleolus
Molecular function (GO): protein serine/threonine phosphatase activity
Source: RefSeq, a predicted model, not a curated record